GGGCCGCGGUGGCGGAGCCUCCCCGAUAGGGGUCGCUACACCGGCACGAGCCUUCCUUCUUUCUUUCUUUCCUCCCUCCGGUGGGCGGGCUCAGUUCCUUGUGGCCCGCCCCACAGCAGCCGGAGGGCGCCGCGAAGCUGAAGCCCGAUCGAUGCCGGGAGCUCGGAGGAGGCGGCGGCGCUGCUGAGCGAGGGGGGGCGGCCCCGCCCGGAGAUGGGGAUUCUCAGCAUCACGGACCAGCCUCCUCUGGUCCAAGCCAUCUUUAACCGUGAUAUAGAGGAGGUGCGGUCGUUGCUGAGUCAGAAGGAGAAUAUCAAUGUAUUGGACCAAGAGAGACGAACCCCUUUGCAUGCAGCUGCAUACUUGGGAGACACCCCUAUUGUUGAACUCCUAAUACUAUCAGGUGCUAACGUUAAUGCAAAGGACACCCUUUGGCUAACCCCGUUACACCGUGCUGCAGCUUCUCGCAAUGAGAAGGCACUUAACCUCCUCCUAAAGCACUCAGCGGAUGUCAACGCUCGUGACAAGUAUUGGCAAACACCACUGCACGUUGCCGCUGCCAACAGAGCCACCAAGUGUGCUGAGGCCAUCAUCCCCCUGCUAAGUAGUGUUAAUGUGGCAGACCGCACUGGCCGCACAGCACUGCACCAUGCUGUACACAGUGGGCACAUUGAGAUGGUGAACUUGCUCUUAAAUAAAGGGGCCAAUCUGAGCACAUGCGAUAAGAAGGAGAGACAGCCAAUACAUUGGGCAGCCUUCCUUGGACAUUUGGAAGUCUUGAAGCUGCUUGUGGCCCGAGGAGCUGACGUUACAUGCAAAGACAAGAAGGGUUACACACUGCUCCACACGGCAGCAGCCAGUGGCCAGAUCGAGGUUGUGAAACACCUGCUGAGGCUUGGAGUUGAGAUUGAUGAACCAAAUUCCUUUGGCAACACUGCACUUCACAUUGCCUGUUACAUGGGCCAGGAUGCUGUGGCCAAUGAACUGGUCAACUAUGGCGCCAAUGUCAAUCAGCCCAAUGAGAAGGGCUUCACCCCCCUGCACUUUGCUGCCGUCUCCACCAACGGAGCCCUGUGCCUGGAACUUCUUGUCAAUAAUGGAGCUGACGUGAACUUUCAGAGUAAAGAAGGGAAGAGUCCUUUGCACAUGGCUGCUAUUCAUGGACGGUUUACACGCUCUCAAAUUCUCAUACAAAAUGGCAGUGAGAUUGACUGCGCUGACAAAUAUGGCAAUACCCCCCUCCAUGUUGCUGCUAGAUAUGGCCACGAGCUGCUAAUUAGUACGUUGAUGACGAAUGGUGCUGAUACUGCAAGGCGUGGGAUCCAUGACAUGUUCCCCUUGCACUUAGCUGUUCUCUUUGGGUUCUCAGACUGUUGUCGUAAGCUACUUUCCUCAGGUCAGUUGUACAGCAUCGUCUCUUCACUUAGCAAUGAGCAUGUGCUGUCUGCAGGCUUUGAUAUCAAUACGCCAGAUAACCUCGGGAGGACCUGCCUCCAUGCUGCUGCUUCUGGAGGGAAUGUUGAAUGUCUAAACUUGCUGUUGAGCAGUGGAGCUGACUUGAGGAGGAGAGAUAAGUUUGGAAGGACUCCUUUGCACUACGCAGCCGCUAAUGGCAGCUAUCAGUGUACGGUGACAUUAGUCACUGCCGGAGCCAGUAUUAACGAAGCUGACUGUAAAGGCUGCACCCCCUUACAUUAUGCUGCUGCUUCGGACACUUACAGGAGAGCUGAGACUCAUUCAGGAAACAGCCAUGACACUGACGAAGAGCCACUGAAAGAGUCACGAUUGAAGGAGGCAAUCUUUUGUUUAGAGUUCUUAGUGGAUAAUGGUGCUGACCCCUCUCUCCGGGACAAGCAGGGAUACACCGCUGUCCAUUACGCAGCUGCCUAUGGCAACAGACAGAACCUUGAGUUGCUCCUGGAAAUGUCUUUUAACUGCCUGGACGAUGUGGAAAGUACCAUUCCAGUCAGCCCUUUGCACUUAGCUGCCUAUAACGGUCACUGUGAAGCCCUGAAGACACUUGCCGAAACCCUGGUGAACCUGGAUGUGCGGGACCACAAAGGGCGGACGGCUUUGUAUCUUGCCACGGAGAGGGGCUCCACAGAGUGCGUGGAGGUGCUCACCAGCCAUGGUGCUUCUGCUCUCGUGAAGGAGAAAAAGAAGAAGUGGACACCCCUACAUGCUGCAGCCGCCUACGGGAACACAGAUUCCCUACAUCUUCUCAUUGACAGUGGGGAGAGAGUCGACAUCACAGAUGUCAUGGACGUCCAUGGACAAACCCCAUUGAUGUUGGCGAUCAUGAACGGUCAUGUGGAUUGUGUCCACCUCUUACUUGAGAAGGGAUCCACAGUGGAUGCGGCAGACAGGAGAGGCAGGACUGCACUGCACCGGGGGGCUGUGACUGGCUGUGAAGACUGCCUUGCAGCACUGCUGGACCAUGAUGCCUUUGUAUUGUGUCGGGAUUUCAAGGGCCGGACCCCGAUCCAUUUUGCCUCGGUGUGUGGGCAUUCCGAAAUCCUGAGGACUUUGCUGCAGGCAGCACUCUCUACUGACCCUCUGGACUCUGUGGUGGACUAUAGUGGCUACUCACCAAUGCACUGGGCUUCUUACAGCGGGCAUGAAGAUUGUCUUGAAUUGUUACUUGAACACAAUCCAUUUGCAUACCUAGAAGGAAACCCUUUUACUCCAUUGCACUGUGCAGUAAUUAACAACCAGGAUGGCACUUCGGAAAUGCUUGUGGAAGCAUUGGGUGCCAAGAUUGUUAAUAGCAGAGAUGCCAAAGGAAGGACCCCCCUUCACGCUGCUGCCUUUGCAGACAACAUCCAUGGUUUACAACUGCUUUUGCGCCACCAGGCUGAGGUAGACGUGACUGACCAAUUAGGAAGGACCCCUCUUAUGAUGGCUGCUGAGAAUGGCCAGACCGCAGCAGUUGAGUUUCUGCUGUACAGAGCAAAAGCGGAUCUAAAUGUGCUGGAUGUCAACAAGAACACAGCUCUUCACCUGGCCUGCAGUAAGGGUCAUGAAAAGUGUGCCUUGUUGAUUCUGGGGGAAACCCAAGACCUUGGCCUUAUCAAUGCAACUAACAGUGCUCUGCAGAUGCCACUCCAUAUUGCAGCUCGAAACGGACUGGCAUCUGUUGUUCAGGCUUUGCUAAGCAGAGGUGCCACUGUGCUUGCUGUGGAUGAAGAAGGCCAUACCCCAGCCUUGGCUUGCGCCCCCAACAAGGACGUUGCCGACUGCCUGGCACUUAUCCUUUCCACCAUGAAGCCUUUUCCACCUAAAGACGCCAUCAGCCCUUUCAGCUUCAACCUCCUCAAGAACUGCGGCAUAGCUGCCAAAACGGCAGCCUGCAGUGCCCUGCCCAAUGGGAACAGCUGCCCCUAUACCAAGGAUAGGCACAAUGCAAUUGGCUUAGAUGGUUGUUACUCGGAGUAGCUUAAAAACCAUGAUGGGUGAUCUAAUAUCUUCUAUUUAUUUAGGAAUUCUAUAAAUAUAGGACACUUUAAAGGAGAACAAGACUGGAAUGGGCCUUCCAAAAUGGCCGAGGAACCAAAAAGAGAGGGAGAGGAUCUCGGCUUCUGCUUCCUUUGUAGACUUUUGCUUUGAUCAUUAGCAUCUCUUGUCAGUAAAAUUAACAAAAAGCAACGUGGCUCUCAAACAAAUUCAUAGUUGUCAGUUUGGAAUUCCUUAAAACAGUUCUGUUUUAUUCCUCUUAAAAUUAGCCCAGAGAUCUUGUCAAAAAGGUGUUGCCUGGCACUUCUGAGUAAAUGGUGUUAUAAGAUGCUUUCAAUGGCCAACUGUAUAAAUUCCAGCUCCUCUGGCUCGAUGCUUCUGAGAACUGAAUGAAUAGCAAACCAAAUUAAUUUUGUGCAGGGGCUUGCUGAGUAAUGGGCACAUCGUACAAUUAGACGGAUCUGACUUUGAAAUUUGGAGCCUCCCAAAAUGGACUGUCCUAGCCUUUCCAUGUGCCUGGCUCCCUUCCCCUUUGUGAUAACUUUCUCCAUGUUCUCUGACUGAUAGCAUUCUUCUUGCGGGCCAUGCAGUUCUAGACAGGGAGCAGAAGUCUGAAAUACCUCUUGGUUUUAUUUGGCAUUAGGUGUUUGACAAAUGAGGGACCGCCAAGAAGGGCAGCAGCUCCUGGCAAAGUGCCACUAUAACUGCUCCUUCCUUUAUGAUGACUUUUGUGUUUGUUUAGGUUGUUUGUUUGUUGUGCUUGCCCUUUUUGAUUCCAGUAAAAACACUUGAAUUGAGAACUACUGUACCUGGGACACUAUGAUAACUUAGGCAGCUCGUAAUCCCUUGUAUGCAAAAUGGGUGCUGUUGCUCAGCUGACGCGGUCCUCUUUGAUAAAACCUGCGUAUGCGCUGCCAGAAUUAUCCCUACCAUAUCAGGCACUUUAGGGAUUUUCUCUUUUUGGAGAUUGAUUUUUGUUGGGGGGCGGGUGGGAAGGGUAAUAAAAUGUUGAUCCUGAAAGAGAAUUUCCUUCAUCACUCUCCCCCACCCCGCUUUUCUCUGUGUUGUGCAGUGUUUCCCCAUUAGACAAGUCAGUGUUGCUUUAAAGAAAAGAAAUUAUUUAUAAAGAAACAAGCAUUUAACUUUUUAAAAAUAGCAAAAAAAGAGCUUUCUGCAAGUUUCAUCUUUUCAAGGAAAACAAUGCACUUCAGAACCUUACAGUCCUGCAGUUGUAUUUAUAAUCCCCCCCCGAAUGCCAUCCAGCAACUUUCAUUAGGGCGUGUGCACGUGUGUGCGUGUAGUUGGUAUGUUUGUGGGUUUAGAGUGUGUGUGUGGGUGUCUUGUUUUAAAAAUUAUAUUUAUAAAAAUGCAGGUUUUACGUAUUUGAGUGUAUGCACUGUUUUUCUUUUUGUACUGUAAAUUGUAUCGUGUAGAAACUAACAAAAAAAUUACCAUAUCACAAGCAUGUUCAAAGCCAAAGAGUGGGAUGUAGCAAUCGACUGAGGGCUGCCAGGGCAAACAGUUUUGAUCCAACAAUCUUUUCCACCUCUUUCUCAGUCCUGCAGUGCUGUGCUGGCUCCUGGAGCUGGUAAAGCCUGUGAAAUUGCUCCCAGAGCAUUGCACGUUGGGGCCAGUGGGCUGUUAGGGCUAGUAACCCUGUGAACCAACUAGUUUUUAUAUUCCCCAACCACCUCCUCUUAUAGAAUCAGCUAGACUGUUACAGACAAAAUAUGAGCCAAGUGUAUGCUUGAACCAUUCUGCUUCAUGGUGCAUUUUAGUUUUAAAAUAAAUGACAAUUUCUUUAACCAAAAACUUAAAACUGAAAGCCGAUUAUUCCCCCCCCCCUUCCAUUUUACGCACCGAAGCCAUUUCCACAGCAUCACUUACCUGGGCCCUGCCUGGCUUUCUAAAGCAGGAAAUGAUAAACCAGCCAGCUUUUGGGGUAUGGUUGCUGGAGAGGACUUAAAAAGAGGAGUUAGUCUAGAUGCAACAAAGGCAGAAACUGGGUCUGAAAUGAGAAAACCCUUCCCUUCUUUUUGGCACUGUUUUUAAUGUACCAAAGCCAAACUCCUAGAGCCAAAUACUGAAGCUGCAAUUUUGUCCUUUGGUGAACAGUGCAUUGUUAAAAGAGAUUCUCAGUUUUCAUUUUCUUUUCUGUUUUUGUUUAAUCCCCACCAAAUGGACUUUGUCUUCCCCACAGACCACUGCACAUCAUCCUGAGUCAGCUCUUCAAACACUACCUGAACAUUUUGUUGGUUUGCUGCAUAUGGAUAGGUUGCAAAAAUUGGGGGCCUUAAGGUAGCGAGUUCUAGUCUUCUAAUGAACCCAGCCAUUUCCUUCAACUAAGCCUUCCACAAAGACUAGGGCGCUACUAGCUUAGCUUUUUUCUUUCUUUGAUGCCCAAGGAAUCUUGAGAGAUCUUUUCAAUUUGCAGCUGCUGCUUUUGAGCAUAUCAAGAUUUUAAUGCACUUGCCAAAAGGCACAGCGACUGCCUGUUGCAAAUUGGCCAUUAAUUUUUUUUUUUAGCUGCACUAUGGUCGGGUUAGUUUUCUCCGCCCUCAGUUGCUUCAAGUUCUCUACCUUGAAAGAAAGUGUUAACCUUUCUACACCAAAUACCUCACGUUGGAAUAGAAUUGAACAAAACUUGAAUGAAAGAUUCCCACCUUUCCUCUCCAUCCCUUUUUUGAUACAGGAAGGUCCUUUUCAGUACUUUGUAAAGAGGGAGACCUGAAAAUAACUCAUAAAACCUUGUUUACAUUGUUUGUUUUUAGGUACUAGCAACUUGUAACUUCUUUUAAAUUGUCUAAUUUUAUUUUAGCCUUCUAAACGUGUUCCUCCUGCCCUGCCACAUAAAGGCGAAGGGAAAAGGGAGAUUGUAAGGAAGUAAGUCUGAAGCCACACUUUUCUUUUUUUUAAAGGGCUAAAAUUAAUCCUCCUUUAUGGACCAGAAACUUUUCUGAAGGGUCUCUGGGAUUGAGAUAUUUACAAGAGAAUGGGCCAGUAGGAGAGACCCUGUGCUAAUUGUUACGCUACAAUUUGGAAAGACUGAUUGAAGUCCUCUGUCUCAUCCCUUGGGUGCUACUGUUGGCUCUACACUCACACCUGUACCAUGCAAUGGAUACCAUUUUUUUAAUUCACCCAAGGAAAUGUGUACCUCUUGAGAAACCAUAGCAUAGGUAUGCCUUACCCCGGAACGAAAAGGUUUGUGCUCGUAUGUGUUGAACUAGGGGUGUUGCUGUCCCUGUUUAGAGCAGUUAUCUGUAGUGAAGUUGGUUGUAGAGUGUUACAGAGGUGUGAAGCUGAGGAGAUCAGACUCCUUGCAUUAGUAGCACAGUUCGUUGGACAUCAGGUACGUCGAUCUCAGUGUUCAGCUAUAUUUUGAAAUGGCAGUGUGGGAUGGGAAGAGGAGCUGAAAUGAGAGUAGGGUUUCCAGGAUCAUUUCAAAAUGAGGGGAUCUCCCAGCCCUAGCGAUACAUGGAUUGUGCUUGCAUUUUCUUAUUAGGAUUGUAGCGGGUUCUUAGGCAUUUUUUUUCUUUAUUAACUGAGGAAAAAAAUAAUCUGACACUUGAUCUUUAAAAAACAACAACACACACGUGCUGAUAAUGUGUUCUUUUCCUCACACAUCAACAUAAAAAUUCAAUAUAUGACAAUCAAUGUGAUCUCUUUAAGGGCUUCAGCGUUCUUAGUUCUGUAGCAUCAUGCAUUAAUAUUUUUUAUGUUCAAUUUUGCCCCCAUUUAUUUCCUUUGUAAAAAUAAUGAAGAAGAAAAUGGAGUGGGGAAAAAUUCCAGCAGCGCAUACGUGAAUUAAGAAUAUUUUAAAUUUGGUGGGUUUUUUCCCCCUAUAAGAAAGGGAAGGUAGGAAUUGGGGGUGGGGGUGGUGAAAUGUGGCCAGUUCUGUUGUAGUUGCCAGUCUUGUUCUCCUUUAAUACUGUAACAUGUACAUUUUGACAGCACAGCUUGACAAUUUUAAGUAAUAAUCGAAGUGGCUGGUGGUAAUAACUUGCAUUAAUGUGCUAAGAUGAGAGUCGGUUUCCCUAGUGCAUUUGUAAAAGAGGGCUGGAGGCAAACUUCCUUUUUUCUUCCUGUCUCUUCUCUCCCCCCCUUCCCGCCCAGUAUUGUGCAGGCACAUUUGGCUUCAAGAUGUGCAGUAUUUUACGCAGGGUUUGGGGGGGGGGAAGUGGAAUGUUGUUUCCCUGUUCAGAAGUGUAACAGGUUCUUGCUUAUCUUGUUCCCGUUGCCUCCCUCCUUAGGAAUGGCCUUGGUCUUAACCAUGCAUCUUUUGCUGAACCUCAAAAGACACUGCUCCGGGCCUUUCCAUUUUCUUCAUUUGUCUCAAAAGCAAUCAUUGGGCUUCCCUCCUUAACCCAGCCAAAUAAGGAAGUUUCUCUCCAACCACCUUUCUCCAAAGCACUUGCUUUACAAGUAAAAUAAGCACUUUUGUUUUAAAAGCGUGAGGGUCUAGUUUCCCCUCUUAUAGCAACCCAUAGGAGAAAGGCCAGCAAGGGGGAAAUGGGGAUCAGAAAGAGUCUGUUGUUGUUGUUGUUGUUGCUUUUUCCCUUGUUUUGUUUUGCAUGGGGUGGGAGGGCAGAUAAUUUUUUUAAUUAACUUCAUGUCUCUAGAGAAUUAAUGAACAAAGGGAAGUUGUGUUUUAAAAAAAAUAACAGCACAAAUACAUUUCAGUUCUACAAGUGUAUUUGCACUGCCAUUGUUAGAUAAUGGGCCACCCACCGGGAGCCCAGCUGAGCCAUAUGACUAUUGACAAACUUUGAAUGUAAAUGUCCUUAUAGAGGGCAAGUACUGGGAAGCUAUAAAUUGAUCUUAUAUUCCUAAAUGGGCACUUCAAUGAAUUUGAAACAACUAAUCCUGAUAAAA
Messenger RNA from Rhineura floridana, 8325 nucleotides. RefSeq names its product ankyrin repeat domain 52 (gene ANKRD52). The record is from RefSeq and is a predicted model, not a curated record. Lineage: Eukaryota; Metazoa; Chordata; Lepidosauria; Squamata; Rhineuridae. Gene Ontology annotation, cellular component: cytoplasm. The transcript has 28 exons. The coding region runs from base 214 to 3435 and encodes 1073 amino acids. Gene Ontology annotation, molecular function: protein binding.